Messenger RNA from Lactuca virosa, 1788 nucleotides. Lineage: Eukaryota; Viridiplantae; Streptophyta; Magnoliopsida; Asterales; Asteraceae. The record is from the annotation of a GenBank genome assembly.
AUGGGAAGCCGUGGGGUGUUGAGGCAUUGGCCUCAACUAGUUUAUGUUUUUGCUUUCUUCUUAUUAGCCACCAUUAAUGUCAUUGCUGACGAUAAGCAUUAUGUUUAUAAUUCGCCAUCACCCGUGAGUUGGAAACUACCACCACCGGUGAAGGACCCAUGGCAAAAAUCACCAUACAUUUACAAGUCUCCACCACCACCAUCAUCAUAUGUGUAUAAUUCUCCCCCUCCACCUCCAUAUGUAUACAAGUCUCCCCCUCCACCGUCACCUUCACCACCACCACCACCAUAUGUUUACAAAUCUCCACCACCACCGCCUUAUGUUUACAAGUCUACACCGCCGCCAUCACCAUCCCCACCUCCUCCUUAUGUCUACAAGUCUCCCCCUCCACCUCCAUAUGUGUAUAUGUCUCCCCCUCCACCUUCACCUUCCCCACCACCUCCAUAUGUUUACAAAUCUCCACCACCACCUUCAUCAUCACCACCACCUCCUUAUGUCUACAAGUCUCCACCGCCAUCAUCACCAUCCCCACCUCCUCCUUAUAUCUACAAGUCUCCACCCCCACCAUCACCUUCCCCACCACCUCCAUAUGUGUACAAGUCUCCCCCUCCACCGUCAUCUUCACCACCACCUCCAUAUGUUUACAAAUCUCCACCGCCACCUUCACCAUCACCACCACCUCCUUAUGUCUACAAAUCUCCACCGCCACCAUCACCAUCACCACCUCCUCCUUAUAUCUAUAAGUCUCCCCCUCCACCGUCACCUUCCCCACCACCUCCAUACUUGUAUAAGUCUCCCCCUCCACCGUCACCUUCACCACCACCUCCAUAUAUUUACAAAUCUCCACCACCACCUUCACCAUCACCACCACCUCCUUAUGUAUACAAGUCUCCGCCACCACCAUCACCAUCCCCACCUCCUCCUUAUAUCUACAAGUCUCCCCCUCCACCGUCACCUUCCCCACCACCUCCAUACGUGUAUAAGUCUCCCCCUCCACCUUCACAUUCCCCACCGCCUCUGUAUGUUUACAAAUCUCCACCACCACCUUCACCAUCACCACCACCUCCUUAUGUCUACAAGUCUCCACCGCCGCCAUCACCAUCCCCACCUCCUCCUUAUAUCUACAAGUCUCCACCCCCACCAUCACCUUCCCCACCACCUCCAUAUGUGUACAAGUCGCCCACUCCACCGUCACCUUCACCACCACCUCCUUAUGUUUACAAAUCUCCACCACCACCUUCACCAUCACCACCACCUCCUUAUGUCUACAAGUCUCCACCGCCACCGUCACCAUCCCCACCACCUCCAUAUGUAUACAAGUCUCCCCCUCCGCCGUCACCUUCCCCACCACCUCCAUAUGUAUACAAGUCUCCCCCUCCACCGUCACCAUCACCACCACCUCCUUAUGUAUACAAGUCUCCACCGCCACCAUCACCAUCCCCACCUCCUCCUUAUAUCUACAAGUCUCCCCCUCCACCGUCACCGUCCCCACCACCUCCAUAUGUGUAUAAGUCUCCCCCUCCACCUUCACCUUCCCCACCGCCUCCAUAUGUUUACAAAUCUCCACCACCACCAUCACCAUCACCACCACCUCCUUAUGUCUACAAGUCUCCACCGCCACCAUCACCAUCCCCACCUCCUCCUUAUAUCUACAAGUCUCCCUCUCCACCGUCACCUUCCCCACCACCUCCAUAUGCUUACAAAUCUCCACCAUCACCACCACAUCGGUAUUACUAUAAAUCACCACCCCCACCGUCAAAGUCUCCCGGAACACCAAAGCACUACUGA